Cygnus olor (mute swan) is the source of this 2244-nucleotide messenger RNA. It is a transcript of the gene FAM181A, whose product is annotated as family with sequence similarity 181 member A. The transcript has a single exon. Lineage: Eukaryota; Metazoa; Chordata; Aves; Anseriformes; Anatidae. The coding region runs from base 681 to 1550 and encodes 289 amino acids. The record is from RefSeq and is a predicted model, not a curated record.
GGUAGAAAUCGCGGGGAAAUGAUUGUAUUUAUUAGCUGUCUUUCUGUGGCUGUCCCCAUGGCAACAAUUUGCGAUGGCAAAGAAUGUGAGAAGGGGAGGCUGAUGCCUGAUUGGGAUGCUUUGUAUUUGGCAAAGUGGCUCCUGAUUGGCCUGAGAGAGCCCCGAACUCGGCGGAGUCGAUAUUCAUUCAGCUUGCUCAAGUGCUCGCUCAGCUGCCUCCACACACCGGCUGCCUCUGCUCCGCCGGGGUGGCGGUGUGUAACCUGCCUAACGAGAUUAGCGGGAAGGGCUCUCCUCCGCCAGCACCGCCGGAGAAGCCCCCGCGCGCCGGGUGAGUGUCCACGCUUGCUUGCAGGGAUGCUGGAGCAGCUGUCCCGGCUUCUCCUCCCCACCUAAGCCUCACCUAACAAGAUUAAGCCAGCAGACCCCGUGCCCGGGCAGCGCUGAGGGGCCGCGGGUGUGCGGCAGCUCUGCCGGCGGCUUGCCUGCACGGAGGCGACCUGAUGGACAACGUGUGGGCAUAGCUGAGAAGUUUGACGGCUUUCCGUAUGCUCCCUCAGUUUUCUUGAUGUGUUUUGAAUGCAGGCGUCGUGCUCCAAGCCUGCCCGCCGUGUCUCGCAGGUUGCUCGGGACGGAUUAUAAACUUUUAAUGGGAAACUCUGCACGCGACGUCCAGUGAAAUGGCAUCGGACAGCGAGGUAAAAACCCUGUUGAACUUUGUCAACCUGGCCUCCAGUGACAUCAAGGCAGCUCUGGAUAAAUCCGCUCCCUGCCGCCGGUCGGUGGACCACAGAAAAUACUUGCAGAAGCAGCUCAAGCGGUUUUCUCAGAAGUACUCGCGGGUCCCGCGGUGCCACCCUGGCAAGCCGUCGGAGUGCGGCCCGCGCCGGGGAGCAGAGGACAGGGCCCGUGGCUGCCAGUCCGAGAUGCCUGACUCCGGCCCCCACAGCGGGGCUGCUGCUGAGAAGGUGCUGCGGGCAGCCGAGGCGGAGGAGAGCCUGGCUGGGGAGAGGGCUUUGCCAGAGCAAAACCCUGAGGCCGGCAGGCCUGACCAGGUGCCCAUGAGGAAACGACAGCUCCCCGCCUCCUUCUGGGAAGAGCCGAGGCCGGCCCAGAGCCUGCCAUCCAGGGGCUUCCCCCCGGGCCCUGAGGGGCUGUCAGCCCCCAGAGACACUCCUCCCUUUGAGGGGAAGAAAAGCAAAAGGAGCCAGGACACUGCUGGUCCUGAGAGCCCCUCUGAGCCUGCCCUGCACACAGGGGAGAAAGACCCUGCUGGCGACCUCUCAGGCCGGGUGGGCACCUGGACCUGCUGCCCCUUCCCAUGCCCUGGGCCAGCCGUGUACCAGCCCCCAGGGACACUGCCCCAGUCACCCUUCCCAGGGCUGGGGCUGUGGAGGAAGAGUGCGGCCACACUGCCGGCCGAGGCACAGCCCUUCUGCAAGGAGAUGGAGGGCGCGGGGCAGAAACUCUACAGGCCCGUGGUUUUGAAACCUAUCCCCACCAAGCCUGCUGUCCCCCCGCCGAUUUUCAAUGUUUUUGGGUAUCUUUAGCCGGGGGAAGGGGUUGGGGGGUGUCACACUGGAUACGAGCCCUUUAGAGAGAGUUGAAGUGUCAGGUUGGGCAGUGGGUGCGAGCUGCUGGCAGCGUGGGGAAGGAGUUUCCAUCCAGAGACGGCGGCGAACACAUCGUUGUCCUCCUGCACAGGCUGGAGUGAAUCAGUAACUGUUUGGCCUCCAUUCUCCUCUCACCACACAGGUGCAAAUCAGGAAUAAGCCUUAUGAAGCUGGUGGCACAGCGUGUGGGGCAAACCAGGCCUCUUUUGUGGAAGCACAUUGUUCGAGCCACGGCGAGCGGGGCUCCGGACCAUUCACAGUCCGCACUUGUAACACCUAGGAGACCUCCUCCAUGUGGGAACAUCUUCCUGGGGUUGCCCUGUGGCCACAGCAGCGAAAUGAAAUGAAUUAAACUGCUUGAAACAGUUUUUGUACUUUUAAGUAAUUCUGGAUAAGUCAAGAUAUUCAGGUCACUUCCUUUUGCGUGCAAGAGACUGGAAGGACAGUAUUUAAUGUAGAAACCAUGUUUGUGAAUUGAUUUAAGCUCUUCUUGUGUGUAAAUACUGAGAGAAUUAAAAAAAAUAAAGGAAGAAAGGAGGUAAUUUUAUUCUAGUGAUUCUGCAGAUGUAGUGUGUUUACUUUUGCCCCACUGGGUAGACACAGGUUUAAUUUGCAACUGGUGGUUAGACAC